Molecule: messenger RNA, 504 nt
Organism: Arachis duranensis
Lineage: Eukaryota; Viridiplantae; Streptophyta; Magnoliopsida; Fabales; Fabaceae
Exons: 2
Coding region: 1-504 (167 amino acids)
Source: RefSeq, a predicted model, not a curated record
AUGGCUAGUAAUGCUAGAGAAGACACACAAAGUAAUAAUGUUGCUUUUACUGAUAAUGAAGUUGAAAUUCAGAGUAAUGCUAAUCCAACUUUAGAAACUCUACAACCAAUGGAUAAUAAUGCCUCAAAUCCAGAAGGAUCAACUCCUGUUGAAGGUGACAAUAAGGCUAAUGUUAAGAGUGCUUAUUGGGAGUAUUUUGAUCGUUUAAAAGUUGAAGCAAAACAAGCACAGGUGCAAAAAGUAAAUGAAGAUGGCUUUGUGUUUGAUCCUUUAAAGACAAGAAAGUGUGUCGCCGAAAUGAUUGUCCUGCAUGAGUAUCCUUUGAGUUGUGUGGACCACCAUGGAAUGAGGCGAGCGUUUGCAUCAAUGCAACCAACAUUUAAAAUGCCUAGUCGCAACACAGUUAGGAAAGACAUCUUGAAGAUGUUUGGGGAUGAGAAGCUGAAUUUAACUCUUCAACUAGAUAAAAAUGAUAGCAUAGUUGCAAUAACUAGUGACAUGUGA